AGAUGCUUUUGGGUUUUGGCGGACAUAACCACAAAGCAUGGCGUCUCACUCUCACUCUUAUUAUUCAUUUCACAGAAAUAUGAAAAACUGUGAAUCUGUGAUACGCACACAUGUGCGUGUAUAAUACAAUAAACUUAUAUAAAAAGAGAGAGGGGGAGAGAGAAGGGGUAAAAUUAACAGUAAGCAAUAGCAGCCCUCUCACUGCAACUCCUUUCUCUCUCUCUCCAAUUCUCUUUUUGUGCUUUUCUGUUGCUUGAAUAAUUGCAAGCCAUUGUUGUUUUCUCGUUGUUUUACCCACUACCCAGUUCUAUUUUUGCAUAAUGUACUCGCGCUUCUGGGAUCUUAUCUAAGUUUCUGAAAAUGGGUAUGCUUCAAAUUUCAAAGCUUGAUAAUUUGAAGAGUGACCGAAGUUAUCGCCAUUUAAUUUGUUGGGUUUGAGAUAACAAUGUCUAAUUUGCGAAGAAGAUUGAGCUCAAGAGAUUGAAAGAUAUGGUUUUUAGUUUGUUUAAGGGGUUUUUGUGUUUUGAAUGCUUUGGAAUCACGUCAUUGAGAUCCGUUCACUGGUGGGGCUCUACCUUUUCCCUCAACAAUCAUUUGUGCUUCGUCUGGGUUCAAAUGCAAGAAUCAUAAAUCAAUAGAUGGCUCAAGAUUUAGAGCUGGAUUUUGAGAAGUAUUGUGUGGUAGAUGGAAGUCCUAAAACUGUUCUUUUAUCUCCCAAUCAUUCAAAAACCGAAAAGAAAAGAGUUAGAAAGAAAGUAAUUAUAACUCAAAACAAGGAAUUUACAGAGAUAAAUUUACAUCGGUACCGAAGUCAAUCAUGUCGUGAUGCUCGGUCAACACGGUCAACGGGGGUCAAUGCAACAUUCAAGAGGGGUUCUGUAUAUCAAAGUUCAAAAGAAGUAAGUAAAAUAAGUGAGAAAGAAACUGAAGGUAGAAAAAAGAUUGAAUUUUCAAGAAAUUCCACUCCUUUACCCUUCGAAUUAUUCGGUUCCUUAUGUGAUUCAGAAGAAGAUGAUGCCUUGUUAGGCUCUCUUUCGAGGUCAUUUUUGGAAAAUUCUAUAAAUCCAAUCAAUAAACAAGAAGAUCAACAACAACAACAUCCUUUAUGUACCCCUUUGAACAAAUCUUUAUCUUCAAGAUUGGAAUUACAAUUACCCCAUUCACCUUCUAAAAAUCCCAAGAAUCGUUUCAGUCCGUUAAAAAAGAUGUUUGACCCAUUUGUGAAGUCAAAAUCCCAGAAAAGUCCUUUAGGAUUUAGCACCAAAGAACAUGAUGAAGCCACAUCAGCUGGAUCAAAGAACACUACUUCACAAAAAUCAUUAAUACAUGAUUUUUCAUAUGCUGAUUGUGAUUCUUGUGGCUUGAUUGUAUCAUCUUCUUGUUUGAAUGGGGUUUUGAAGGUGGAAAACAAGAAUCAAAUGCCUUAUUUUGAGUUUUCAUUAAAGAAUUCAAACGAUGUUUUGGUGGGAAAAACAUCAAAAGUGGGAAAUGGUUGUGAUUGGGUAUACACCUUUCACACUGCUCAAAAUAGACGAAAAAUCAAUGAAUUUAAAGAUAAUAAAAAUCAAGAUUUAACAAAAACAGUUGGCAAGAUGCGGGUUUCGUGUUAUUUAUGUACAGAAUUAGUUAACACAGGAGCUUUUGAUAACUCCAUGAUCAACGAAUUUGUAUUGUAUGAUCUUGAGGGAAUAACUUGCAAGUCAACAAAUGAAAAUUUUGUUGGUGAUUUGCAUUUGGAUCUUGAAACAGCAGCCAUUGUUGUACAAUUUCCAUCUGAGAAUAGAGAAAGCUUGAAAUGUGAUAUGAAUAAGAAUGAAUUUGCAAAAGUGAGUGUUGUGAUCCCUUCAGCCAAUCAUGGGUUGCCAAGUGGCGAAAGUCGUGGGCCCUCUCCGUUGCUUGACAGGUGGCGAUUAGGUGGAGGGUGUGAGUGUGGAGGGUGGGAUAUGGGGUGCCCUCUUGUUGUUCUUAGCAACUUUAGUAUUCAGAAAGAGGAAGCUUGUAAACAGCCAGUCAAACUUUUUAUAAAGGGAAGUAAAGAGAACACACCAGCAUUGACCAUGAAGUUGACUGAAGAAGGGCAGUAUGCAGUUGACUUUCAUGAACAGUUGACCUCACUACAAGCAUUUUCGAUUUGUGUUGCUAUCUUGCACACUACAGAAACAUUGAUUCUUGUUGAUCAUGAUAAAAAUCGAGAAAUGUUGCAAUGUGAUUCUUUAAGAGUCUUUGUUGAAGAUGAAGUCAAACAUUUGAUUGAGGCUGUGGUAGAGGAGGACAAAAGAAAACCAGUCAAAAACGAAUUCCCACCUUCUUUUUUGGUCAACCCUCCGUUUUCUCCAAUGUCACGUGCAUGAUUUUCAAAAGGGUGUCUUGGUUUCUCUAAAAAGAUUAAAAAUUUCCGCGAUUUUUAAUGAUCUUGAGAAGUUAAGAUAGAGAAAAGUCAAAGAUGUUUAUGUUAGUAAGUUGUAGUUGUAGUGGAUUUUCUUUCUUUUUUGUGUAAUUUAUAUGAGAGGUUAGAAUUGGCAACUAGGAUUUGAAUAGCUUUAGAAGAAAUUUUUGUAUCUCUAGAGUAAUAAUAUUCAUCCAUUCACUUUUGGAUUUUUAGUGUUUGUAAUAUUUAGUAAAAUCAGGUU
Messenger RNA from Lactuca virosa, 2630 nucleotides. Lineage: Eukaryota; Viridiplantae; Streptophyta; Magnoliopsida; Asterales; Asteraceae. The record is from the annotation of a GenBank genome assembly.